This is a messenger RNA of Pseudomassariella vexata, 742 nucleotides long. RefSeq lists its product as uncharacterized. The transcript has a single exon. Lineage: Eukaryota; Fungi; Ascomycota; Sordariomycetes; Amphisphaeriales; Pseudomassariaceae. The record is from RefSeq and is a predicted model, not a curated record. The coding region runs from base 149 to 415 and encodes 88 amino acids.
GUUUUCUCAGGCUUGUCGACAAUAUAGCUUUUCAUCGCGGAGACACCUUUUGUUGUAGCAGCCAUCCUCGUCGAAGGAGCAAUAUUCCCACCGACCAUUCCCACCAAUACCCAAACUAAACCUUCAGGAUCUUCUUCAGCUGCGCCAAAUGCUCUGCCUUCAUUGUGGAGAAGCAUUCCUUCUUGGGCUCAUACUCAUCGUAAAUGUCAUCACGCACCCCGCCAUGAAUGUCCUAGUCAACGCCCAUGAAAAAGGUGUCGUGCUGAGGGCGGAUGUAUAUCAAUCCAUUGUAGAAAAUCUCGUGUCGGUCAGUUCACUUUCCUUCCCCGGUUGUUACGUGCCUCGGAGAAUGUGGGAAGUACAGCUAGUUGUAUUGGAUAGAGACGCUUGGCCCCACCUCGACACUCACGAUUGACCAAGAAGAGGAUAUUGCGCCGACAAGCCUCCAUGAGCUGACGUGAAGAAGCUGCUGUCAUGGAUAGAGAAAUCUUAAGCCCCCCGAAAAUGCUGGAGAGAUUAGAGAAGGGUCAUUUAUGAUGAGUUACCUUCCUCACUUCAAGGUAGUUACUGAUAGAAACGCGGUAUUGGCCGAUGCCACUCCGAAACGAUCUUGAACUCUGGAUGUCCUCGAUAGGAUGCAACGCGAAAUUUCACCCACCCAUCGACCAGAAAGGGGGAUUUCAAAGGCCAAUGGCAGUUGCCACGGGAAAACUCAGCCCAAAUCGUUCUUACAGAGUGGAAG